Aaosphaeria arxii CBS 175.79 is the source of this 471-nucleotide messenger RNA. RefSeq lists its product as uncharacterized. NCBI's taxonomy places the organism in Eukaryota, Fungi, Ascomycota, Dothideomycetes, Pleosporales. The coding region runs from base 79 to 387 and encodes 102 amino acids. The record is from RefSeq and is a predicted model, not a curated record. The transcript has a single exon.
UUCUGUUUUGUUUCCUGAACAAUCACUUCCCGUUCAUGCCCAUCCACAUCCGCCCCGUUUUCGCGCUGAAAAAGCGCAAUGGCUAACGAGGAGUUGCAGGCACUCGCUGCUCUUCAGAUCGCGCAAGCGAAAUUCAAACAAGGCCUCAGGAAGCCAGCCGACGGCUUAGCUUCCCUCGACUUAGAACAAGCCACGGAAAUAUGCAAUGCUCUUGAUGCCGCCUUUGCUCAAGAGACCACCGAAAACAUCCAGGUACAUUAUCAUCACCACCCACCUCCAGUGACUUCAGCUGCAACACAGAAAGAGCAUUUCAGUCAUGUCUCUUGUUGUAUUGACCAUGUAAAACAUUUGGAAGAACAGGCUAAUCUUAGCCACUGCUGUGUAUAGGUUUGCAAAGAUUGGAUCAUUAGGCACAUUGCGCCAUCCAAAGCCCGUAUCGCUCUCCUGGGCGACUACUUGAUCUCGCUAUCA